Molecule: messenger RNA, 3054 nt
Organism: Camellia sinensis
Lineage: Eukaryota; Viridiplantae; Streptophyta; Magnoliopsida; Ericales; Theaceae
Source: RefSeq, a predicted model, not a curated record
GAUAACCCAAAUAAUCCAGGUAAUCCGUUGUCCGAAGGAAAAAGAGCCGUUGGAUGCUGGAAAAUCGCUUGUAACGGAUAGUUUCCUUUUUCAAAACCCUCGCAUUCCAUUCCAAGAAUCGUAUCAUUUCCAUCUCAUAAACUAAAGUAAACUAAACCCAACUAAAGAACUCUCUCUCUCUCUCUCUCUGAUUUUCUCUGAAGCCCUCAACGAAGAACAAUCGUAUCACAAACACAAUCAUAAUAGUGCCUGAGUCUUGGUGAUUAAUAAUAGUCUCUAUUGAUUAUCCGAUUUUAAAAGUUGUUUGGGGCGAUGGAUCUAGGUUGCAUGGACUUGGGUUGCAUUGAAAAGCGAAGCAAUGAAGUGUUUCUUGAUUCCGGAACCAAUCUCAACGACCCUGUAAUGGCUACCUCCAAGGUUGGAAAGAAUAAGGCUUUGAAAGAAUCUGGCCUGUCAAAUGUGAGUUCUCUAAACAAAUUUACAUCACAAAUUAAGAAACCCUCCCAUCGAAAAAGCUCACCUCUCAACUGGUUUCCUCGCAAAAAGGUGGACUCCUACUUGAAAAGGAAAAUACAACGGCUACAGGAAGUAGGGGGCAUGAAUUCAACUCUUGAUGAGACUUUAGGUGACUCAAAUCCUCAUUAUUCUAGAGUUCUGAGAGAAAAAAUUGCAGUUAGGGAAGCUGCACACAAGGCAAUGGAGGCUCGGAAGGCUGCAAUGGUGGAAGCAUCUUGGUGUCGAAUACUUCAAGCAGCAAGAAUCCAAAGUAAAGAAGCAGAAGCGCAGCUGUUGGAAACAGAAAAAAGUGCAGCCGAAGCUUUUGAAGCAGCAACAGCUGUUGGUGUGAUCAUGUAUGAUAUGCAAGAUUGCCCAAGGAAGCAUUAUGAGAUAGAAACAUUUUCUCUCAAUGGAGGAGGAUCUACUACUCAUACCGUUACAGCUUCUUUCGAGACUGCGUUUGAGGUGGACAAACAAGUAGCAGCGGCAGUGAAAACCUCAUUUGUUAAGCUUGCAAGCUGCCCUUCUAUAAACAAGGAUGAAUUCAAAGAACUUUUGCGAAAAAUCAGUGAAAAUCCAGAUACAGGUGAAAAUAACCAGGAUCCGUCGGAGCUUUCUUCUGAAUAUGAAUCAGAUAACGGAUCAGAGCAUGAAUCUCAAGACGUAAGACAAAGGAAAUACAAGAAGCAGAUUUCUGAAAAGUUUAAUAUGCCAAAACUUGUGGACAUGAUGCUCGAAAGGCUUAGAUGUUUGCAAGAAGGUGAACUUGCUUCUCUCGCCACUAUAGUUGCAACAUGUGGUUUAAACGCUGCUCUAGCAGAAGCAGAAAAUAGUAAGCAGCUUGAUUUAGGCUAUGCUGCUGACUCUAACUCAGGUAUAGACCAUAUGAGAAGGAAGCAAGUUGAGGCUGAACUACCUAGUUUAGACAAGUUUCUAGUCAAACACUUGACGAAACUUGAAAAAGAGGUGCAAGAAGCGAAAAAUGCCAGAAUGAAUACACUAGACAAAUCAUCUGAUGACGAAAAGGUGUGUUCGAUUAAUGAUGUAAGUUCAGCUGAGACUAUCCCAGACUUGGGAACCAUUCUUGUGAAGCAUUCUUCAAAGCUUGAGAAGGAGAUAGAAGAGAUGAAAAGGAAUUCCGGAAAAUCAGAUGAAAUGGAAAGCAAGAAAAUAUCGGAAAGAAGGCGUAGUGGGGUGGUCCGGCGUACGAAACAAGAUGCCACAGAUUUGCCGAGCCUAGAUAAGUUUCUGGUGAGACAUGUUUCGAAACUUGAAAGAGAGGUCCAAGAAGCAAAGAACAGAAGAAAAUUUGAGCCAAGUGAAGGGGACAGAACUGCUGAUUUGAGGAAGAAGGCAACUUCUGUUAAUCAAGCACACACAUUAGAGGAAGGUACAAAUUCAUCGAGUUCUGAUAGAGACCGCCUAGUGGGAAAAGAGAAUAUUGAUCUGAACAAAGGGGAUGGUGGAGAACUGGAAAUGGAGCAAAAGGAAGCUUCAAAGCCAGAAAAUACCGAAGACUGUUCAGAGGAGACUUUGAUUCAGAUUCGACAAACAAAUCCCGACACAGCAGAGAUGAAAGAAACUACCGAAGACUGUACUUUGUCAUCACUUCAACAUGGAAAUGGCGAAAGCAAAGAGAAGGAAGAUAGCCUAGACAAGAUCCUGGUAAAGCCAGUUCACCGGUUAGAAAGGGAAAAAAUGCAAGCAUUAUCAUUGGGAAGCGAGUAUGGAAUUAAGCGGUAUCAAAAGAAGCAGCCUGGAGGAGCAACUGUUGGAGACUAUGAUAGCUUAGAUAAAGUUCUAGUAAAACACGUUUCAAGGCUUGAGAAGGAGAAAAUGGUGAUGGGUAUGAAGGAAGAAGCGGGGAGGGUGAAGAGAAGGGAUCCCAACGCGCCAUCGGAGAUGAGUGAAGGUAGUUUGGACCAAAUUUUAGUUAAGCACAAGUCCAGACUAGAGAGGGAAAAGAUGGCGGCUGCUGCUCAGCAGCCUGAUCACCAGGUUAAACAUUCAGUGACUCGAAGAGAAGCGAGGGAGAGAGAGCUGCAAGAAGCAUGGGGAGGCUUGAGUUUAGGAAACUCUGUGCUUCCACAUAUCUCAAGACUCGAAAGAGACAAGGCUGCUUGGCUCAAAGCUGAAGAAGAGGAAAGGAGGAGAGAUAUGGAGGAGGUGUGAGGUCUUCAAGCCCAAGUCACUUCUUGGCUAUGUUCUUUCUGAUGUACAAAUUGCAACAAAAGCUAAAUCUGUUGAUCAACUCUUUUUUGGGAGAAAGACAAGUUUUCUCAUGCUUGAGAUUGUGUGUGAUGACCAGUAGUAGUAUUUUCCUCCACCUUAUUUUGUGUAAUUACCAUAAGCAUUCUGUCAUGUAUACUAUUGUACAGAUGAGGCGCCUUUCCUCUCUGCUUUUGAAUGUAUCAUAUUCUGAAUUUGGUUUGUCAUCAACCAGUACGCUAGAUCAUUACGUCCUUUGGUACCUCUACUUAUAAACUAGCUUAUUGGCUUGAAAUAAAAGCUCACAAAUAAAGCUAGUGCUUAAAAAUGCUAGUUCGUUUGGCAUAA